Molecule: messenger RNA, 2587 nt
Organism: Orbicella faveolata
Lineage: Eukaryota; Metazoa; Cnidaria; Anthozoa; Scleractinia; Merulinidae
Biological process (GO): protein homooligomerization
Molecular function (GO): protein binding
Source: RefSeq, a predicted model, not a curated record
UGCCGGACUUUUUUCUUUUACGAACGGAAAAAGUCGAAAAAGAGGAGUACUAGUGGAGGUAGUCUACACUUUCGAUGGGAUAUGGCAUAACAUUACUGCUCCAUUUACGUUUCAACUGAAAUUUCCGCAGCCCUUGGCUCUAAAUGACUACUCCACUUUCACUUUCUGAUCACGUCACGACUCACGUGACUUAGUUUACUUCAGCUAAGUCGGUAACCUAUUCUUCAUUUUGGAGAUUUCAGUGUGUCGUUUGUUUGUUAGAAGAAACUAUGAGUGUUCAAAAUGUUAGAUGUGAAGACCAAGGCUUGGAAGACGCAGAAAGUCACUUCAAAGAAGCAUGCGAGAUCUUCAUGCGAGAAGCAAAGAGACUUCGCCAGGAGCAAGAAGCAAUCAACUCCAUGUCGAAGAAGCUGGAACAUGUUCACUUUUCCUCGACUGUUAAGCUCAAUGUCGGCGGCCACCACUUCACUACAAGUCUUCAAACACUAACCAAAGAUCCAAACUCGAUGCUGGCGGCCAUGUUUUCAGGGAAGUUUGAGAUGAAGCCUUCAGAGGACGGAACGUUCUUUAUCGACCGAGACGGAACUCACUUCCGGUUUAUACUCAAUUAUCUUCGUAACGGCGAGUUGAUAUUACCAGAAGGUGCAACAUGUCACAAGGAGCUUGAAGCAGAAGCUAAAUUCUAUCAGAUUCAAGGGAUACUGGAUGAGCUGAAGCCGAAGAAUUUCGAGGACUCGGUGAUUCUGACGAAUGAAGAGCAUCGAAGGGUGUUAAAAGUGUGGUUGUCUUCUCAGGAGGGCAAAUGGCACCUUCUGUUCCGAGCUUCUCGAGAUGGCUUCGCUGCUGCAACCUUCCACUCCAAAUGUGAUAAUAGAGGGCCCACUGUCACCGUUGUGAAUAGUGGAAACUACAUUUUUGGAGGCUUCAAUGAACAGUCAUGGACAAGCCCAGGAUCUGAUUCAUGGCUAACAUCCUCGCAAGCAUUUUUGUUUAGCGUGGUCAACCCGAAUGGACUGGGACCAACUAAACUGCCUCUCACCAAGAAUAAACAAAAUGCCAUCCACUGUGUCAGCAGCUAUGGACCCUCGUUUGGCGGAGGGCAUGACCUACAUAUAUCAGGGAAUGCAAACNAUCUAGAUAUGCAAGAGAAGAUCAAGAAAGUGCGAAACUCAACAAACUUGCGAACAAACUGUGAAGCACCUUCCCCGACGCUACAGUUAAACUUAGAAAGUAUGAGCGACCAAAAUCUUGAAAACAAAGAUCAACCACGUAAUCAAGUGCUGACAGACGCUGAAAAUCAUAUUAGAGAAGCGUGCGAAAUGUUACAACGAGAAGCAGCAAGACUUCGCCAGGAGCAGGAAACCAUCGACUCCAUGUCGAAGAAGCUGGAACAUGUUCAUUUUUCCUCGACCGUAAAACUCAAUGUGGGAGGCCAUCACUUCACAACAAGCGUUCAAACGCUGACCAAAGAUCCAAACUCGAUGCUGGCAGCCAUGUUUUCAGGGAAGUUUGAGAUGAAACCUUCUGACGACGGAACGUUCUUUAUCGACCGAGACGGAACUCACUUCCGGUUCAUACUCAAUUAUCUUCGCAACGGCGAGUUGAUAUUACCAGAAGGUGCAACAUGUCACAAGGAGCUUGAAGCAGAAGCUAAGUUCUACCAGAUUCAAGGGAUACUGGACGAGCUGAAGCCUAAAACACCGAAAACACUGAAGUAUUUCGAGGAGUCAGUAAUUCUGACGAUUGAAGAGCAUCGAAGCGUGUUGAGAGGUUGGCUGGCUCCUCGGUACGCCAAAUGGCGACUUCUGUUCCGAGCUUCUCGUGAUGGCUUCGCUGCUGCAUCCUUUCACUCCAAAUGUAAUAACAAAGGCCCAACUGUCACCAUUGUGAAAAGUGGAAACAACAUUUUUGGAGGCUUUACCGAGAUGUCAUGGACAAGCCCAGAUACUGGUUCAUGGUUAACAUCCCCGCAAGCGUUUCUGUUUAGCGUGGUCAACCCGCAUAGACUGGGACCAACUAAACUGCCUCUCAUCAAGAAUCAACAAAAUGCCCUCUACUGUGACGGCAGCUAUGGACCAACGUUUGGCGGAUGGCAUGACCUACAUAUAUCAGGGAAUGCAAACUCAAAUACCUCAAGCUACAGUAAUCUUGGCUACUCGUAUGACUGUCCUUCGGGACUGCAAAGCACGUUCUUCACGGGUGCUAAAAACUUUUCUGUGACAGAUUAUGAAGUAUUUGGUCUCCACAACUAACAUCAAAGCUUAAGAUUACAGUGGAUCACUCAGUAAAACCACAGGUUUGUGACACGAUUUUCCUGCAAUAUCCGCAGUGUAUUCAACAGUUUGCCGCAGAAAGGCCGUGGUGAAAAUACCCAGUACAUUUUAGAGUUAUUACAUUGCAAUGUACAAUAUUUUAUGAUGCUGUAGCCUGAAUAUAUAAGCAUGUCUACCAAGGGCGAGAAGCAAAAACGGUCAUUAAACGAAGAAUUCAAAACUCGUGUAGUGUAAUAACUGGAUAAUUUGAUGAAAUGUUAUUCUAAGAGAAAAUUAACAUAUCACUUACAUAUUCUAAUCUUCUAGAAGAUAGG